ACCUUCUUCAUCUCUAUCUCUUCUCUCAACAACUCGGGUCGUGCAAGGCAGACGGCCUCACCCAUUAAACAUCUUUCUCCCCUAUCGUCGAUCCCCCGUUGACGAUCCGCUUUCGACGGUCAAAUCGACGACCAGGCUUGAUCCUUUCACACCCACCUCCGUCUUGUUUCUCGACACGCGCAGUCGUCGCCACCUGCUCUACCCUCAGUCAUCAUGUCACACUCACCAUCGUACCCGUUGACGCCGACGUCAGAGAAAGAGGUCAUGUUCCCUCAUGUCGCCGACAUCUCUGAUCCCGCGUAUUCACCUCCCCAAACGCCUGAGCAAAAGCCGAUAGAGCCAAAGGGUCUGAACGCUCUUCCCGGUAUACGUCCCAUCCAACCCACCUUCAUUCCUUCAGAUGCCAACAUUCCGGACAAUUACGUAUCCGACACGAUCGCCCGGACAAAAUACCUCCCGCCGGUCACUUGGAAGAACCUUAUCUGGAACAUCCAAUGGAUCUCCUUUUUGGCGUUGACUGUCACCCCCUCUCUGGCCAUAUAUGGAUUCUUCACAGUCCCCUACAACCGCAACACGCUUAUCUGGAGCGUCAUCUACUACUACAUCACUGGUCUCGGCAUCACUGCUGGCUACCAUCGUCUAUGGGCCCAUAGGUCAUACAAUGCCUCUGUACCUCUUCAAUACUUCUACGCUAUCGCAGGAGCAGGUGCCGUCGAAGGCUCGAUCAAAUGGUGGUCUCGCGGUCAUAGAGCGCAUCAUCGGUACACUGAUACGAAACUCGAUCCGUACUCUGCCCACGAGGGUUUCUGGUGGUCUCACAUGGGAUGGAUGAUCAUCAAGCCUCGGGGCAAGAUCGGAGUGGCCGAUGUGUCCGAUCUCACUCGCAACAAGGUUGUCCGUUGGCAACAUAAAUUUUACAUUCCUUUGAUUUUCUUCAUGGGGAUGAUCCUCCCUACAAUGGUCGCCGGACUUGGAUGGGGUGAUUGGUGGGGUGGAUUUGUCUUCGCCGGAGCUGCUCGUCUUUGCUUUGUCCAUCACUCCACGUUCUGUGUCAACUCGUUGGCCCACUGGCUGGGUGAGAAGCCUUUCGAUAACAAGCACACUCCUUGCGAUCACUUCAUCACCGCACUAUGCACCAUCGGUGAAGGCUACCACAACUUUCACCAUCAAUUCCCCAUGGAUUUCCGUAACGCGAUCAAAUGGUUCCAAUAUGACCCUACCAAGUGGUUCAUCUGGACCAUGUCCAAGCUCGGUUUAGCGACACAUCUCAAACGUUUUCCCGAUAACGAAAUCAAGAAAGGUCAAUAUACGAUGAAACUGCAGACAUUAUAUGACGAGGGACAACAGCUCAAAUGGCCCACAUCGAGCAACGAUCUUCCCGUCAUUUCGUGGGAAGAAUUCAAAGCGGCUUCGAAAGAAAGGUCACUCAUCGCUGUUCAUGGUUUCAUUCACGACUGUUCGAGCUUUGCGAACGAUCAUCCCGGUGGCGCUCAUCUUAUCAAACGUGCGAUUGGGACAGAUGCCACGACGGCAUUUUUUGGAGGAGUGUAUGAUCAUUCAAAUGCCGCUCACAAUCUUCUCGCCAUGAUGCGUGUCGGUGUUCUCGACGGGGGUAUGGAGGUGGAAGCUUUGAAACAAAAUCAAGAUGCCGUCUCGGUCGCCUCUACACCUUCGCUCAGUUCUUCCCCCUCUUCAUCCUCGAACGAUCUCGUCUCUCUCGCCGAGGAUGCACGAUACGAUCAAUUGCAAAUCCAGUCACAAGGCCGCCACCCUAAAGCGCCGUUUGGACAACCGCAAGCUGCGGUGGCAGAUCGGUUCACGUUGUCUGUACCACCAAGCGAGAGACUACACAUUUCUUUGACGGUACCCGAAAUACGACCAGGCUUGCUUAGACGAACUCGCACGGGUAGCCCAUUGGAGGAGUCGAGGGCGGACGUGACUCACGAGGUGGACGCGCUGUUAGGUAGGGACUAGGAAAGGCUUUGGGUUUUAUUCGAAAGGAGAGAAGAAGAUAUGUGUUAAAUUAGAAAAACAAACCAAGUAGAACAAAGACUCAUCAUAGACGUCUGUACGACUUUGACGGAACCUGUUUCAUACACAUGCACUUAGUUUAUACGACUUG
Messenger RNA from Tremella mesenterica DSM 1558, 2122 nucleotides. RefSeq lists its product as uncharacterized. Lineage: Eukaryota; Fungi; Basidiomycota; Tremellomycetes; Tremellales; Tremellaceae. Gene Ontology annotation, molecular function: stearoyl-CoA 9-desaturase activity; iron ion binding. The transcript has 4 exons. The coding region runs from base 214 to 1974 and encodes 586 amino acids. Gene Ontology annotation, biological process: unsaturated fatty acid biosynthetic process. The record is from RefSeq and is a predicted model, not a curated record. Gene Ontology annotation, cellular component: endoplasmic reticulum membrane.